Messenger RNA from Neurospora hispaniola, 953 nucleotides. Its product is annotated as ubiquinol-cytochrome c reductase iron-sulfur subunit, mitochondrial. NCBI's taxonomy places the organism in Eukaryota, Fungi, Ascomycota, Sordariomycetes, Sordariales, Sordariaceae. The coding region runs from base 258 to 953 and encodes 231 amino acids. The transcript is spliced from 4 exons. The record is from RefSeq and is a predicted model, not a curated record. Gene Ontology annotation, biological process: mitochondrial electron transport, ubiquinol to cytochrome c. Gene Ontology annotation, cellular component: membrane. Gene Ontology annotation, molecular function: quinol-cytochrome-c reductase activity; 2 iron, 2 sulfur cluster binding.
AGCCAGCCAGUAGCUAUGGCGGUUUCCCAUGCCGGGAAAGGUGGGAACCAAGCUCGGCCCAGAAAAACCUCAGUCCGUGAUUUUGGCCUCGUCGUCUCGACCGCAUUACGCAGCCGUCAAUUCCGUCUCCGGAACACCGCCCACGUCCACCGUCUCCCGCGACUCCGAAAGAGCAGAACCUCGCUCGUUCUCCCCGCUCUCGCAACCCCCUUCUCUCCGCUCCGACCUCUGUCCACGCGAGUAAUCCUACCGACACAAUGGCGCCCGUCUCGAUCGUUUCCCGCGCCGCCAUGCGCGCCGCUGCCGCCCCCGCCCGGGCCGUUCGCGCUCUCACCACCUCGACUGCCCUCCAGGGUUCCUCGUCCUCCACCUUCGAGAGCCCCUUCAAGGGCGAGAGCAAGGCCGCCAAGGUCCCCGACUUCGGCAAAUACAUGAGCAAGGCGCCCCCCAGCACCAACAUGCUCUUCUCCUACUUCAUGGUCGGCACCAUGGGCGCCAUCACCGCCGCCGGCGCCAAGUCCACCAUCCAGGAGUUCCUCAAGAACAUGUCGGCUUCCGCUGAUGUCUUGGCCAUGGCCAAGGUUGAGGUUGACCUCAACGCCAUCCCCGAGGGCAAGAACGUCAUCAUCAAGUGGCGUGGCAAGCCCGUCUUCAUCCGUCACCGUACCCCUGCGGAGAUCGAAGAGGCCAACAAGGUCAACGUUGCCACCCUCCGUGACCCCGAGACCGACGCCGACCGUGUCAAGAAGCCCGAGUGGCUCGUCAUGCUUGGCGUCUGCACCCACUUGGGUUGCGUUCCCAUCGGCGAGGCCGGUGACUACGGUGGCUGGUUCUGCCCUUGCCACGGUUCUCACUACGAUAUCUCUGGCCGUAUCAGGAAAGGACCUGCCCCUCUGAACCUCGAGAUCCCUCUCUACGAGUUCCCUGAGGAGGGCAAGCUUGUCAUUGGUUAA